This is a messenger RNA of Coprinopsis cinerea okayama7#130, 219 nucleotides long. RefSeq lists its product as hypothetical. NCBI's taxonomy places the organism in Eukaryota, Fungi, Basidiomycota, Agaricomycetes, Agaricales, Psathyrellaceae. The transcript has 2 exons. The coding region runs from base 1 to 219 and encodes 72 amino acids. The record is from RefSeq and is a predicted model, not a curated record.
AUGCCUCCUCUCCAACUCCCCGGCACCACCGUCGACACCUGGCCCCGUCUCGACGACCUCCCCAUUCCAGGGACCAUCCCCGACCUCGAGCUCUCAGAAUCCGAGCUCGAUGCCCUCUUCGCCAUCUGCACCAGGUCCCUCAUCGUCACCCAAACCGGGAUCUCGACGGGCACCGCGUCGCCGCCAACAAUGGGCCGGGAACAGGAGGUAGAUGGGUGA